Messenger RNA from Symbiodinium sp. CCMP2592, 345 nucleotides. NCBI's taxonomy places the organism in Eukaryota, Dinophyceae, Suessiales, Symbiodiniaceae. The record is from the annotation of a GenBank genome assembly.
AUGUGUGCCAGGCUUGCGCAGAUUCUGCAUAUGCAGGGCCGCUUUGGAGAGGCCGAGCCUCUGCUGCGUGGAGCGCUUGGCCUUUUCGAGGAUUCCUUGGGACCCGAGCAUCCACAGACACUCAGCUGCGUCCGAAACCUCGCCGUGCUGCUGAAGCAGCUUCCCAAAGAGCGCCACAGUGCCGUGCUACCUGAAGCUGAGGCUCUCCUCCGCCGGGCUGCGGUCGGCUAUGCUGCGGCAUUUGGGAAGGAGCAUCCCGAGGCCCAGCGUGUGCAGAGGAACCUGAACAACUUCAUCCGCUGGCGAAGCGCGCAGAGGGCCGCGUCCUCUCACUCGGAGCUUUGA